AACUCCAUCUAUAGCUUGUUGGUUGACAUUUAUUCAAGAUUUUUUUGUUAUCACAAAUGAUACUGAAACUUGUUAUUUGUGAUAAUAUACAACUUUGACACAGGUUGUUGUUUGCUGUAGAUAAAUGACAAAUUUCAAGAAGUACAUAAUAUAAAUGUUUUUUAGGACUGAAAACGUGAGGAGACAAUUGUCAAUCUUGACAAUCUUAUGCCUUAACCUUUAAAAUUAAUUUUAAAGGUUAAGGCAUAAGAUUAAUUGGCUUGUAAGACACAUUUAUUUUUUAAAUAUGAAUUAUUAUUUUUGGUCUGGAGGUAAAAGAGAAUUAUAAAGUUCCAUUUUUACAAUUUACAUGCCAAUUUAUCUUACAAGCAUAUGAUACAUUGACUUGCAAAUAUCAAUUACUACUACUACUAUCAAUAAUAAUAAUAAUAAUUAUAAUAAUAUUAACUAUACUAUUUUUGGUUUCGAGGUAAAGGAAGAUUAUAAAGUUAUUUUUCUUUUUUACAAUUUGCAAGCUAAUUUAUGGGCAUAAAAUGAUAUUGCUUCUAAAAAUAAUCUUCCACUAUUCAAUCCCACUCUAUAAUAAUUUCAACUAUGAGGUACAACUAAAUGGAGAUUACAUUUUUUUGCUCCUUUUUUUGUUGCUUUUUUUGCUCAUGUGAGGAGGAGGGAUGUUUUUUCCAGCGUGUAGUGGCGGUUUGUCCGACGGUCCAGUAAGGCAGCAUAAAGCCGUGCAGCAGACAGUGAAGGGUUAAACUGGGUAAUAGGAUGAAUGGAGAUUGUGGUGAGCAGCAUCCCAUUACACAGACGCCAGGAGGCAGCGGAGGGGGGAGACACUUAUUAUCCAACAGCAUCUCAUUACACAGACGGCAGGAGGCAGCGGAGUUAUUAUCGAACAGCCCAAACUACUUGUCAUUCCCCUCCGGAGAACAAACACCAUUUAUUUGAACUUUUCACUCCGGAACUUGACUGUUUAACCGAGGAGAGAAGCGAUAUCUGGUGGAGAGGCGAGGCGGUCAGACCGGAGAGGAGAGGAGAGCCGCUGAAGCUCCGAGAGGAGUUCUGGUUUGUUCCUCAAGGUCGGAGAGAAACAGUCUUUUCUGUAGCCGCCAUCAUUCCGUGCUGUAAGGCCGACCCCAAAAUGUCUUCCAAUGGAGACCUCAGCGACCUGGGGAGCUCUGACAGCUUCUGGGAGCCGGGAAACUACAAAAGGACGGUAAAGCGGAUAGAUGAUGGUCACCGGCUGUGUAAUGAGAUGGUCAGCUGCUUCCAGGAGAGGGCCAAGAUAGAGAAGAGUUACGCUCUGCAGCUGAGCGACUGGGCCAAGAGAUGGAGGGGCGUCGUGGAGAAAGGUCCUCAGUAUGGUACGCUGGAGAAAGCGUGGCACGCCUUUAUGCAGGCGGCCGAUCGGCUCAGUGAGCUGCAUCUGGAGCUGCGGGAGCGGUUAGCGGGCGAGGACAGCGAGAAGGUGCGCGACUGGCAGAAGGACGCCUUCCACAAGCAGAUGAUGGGAGGCUUCAGGGAGACCAAGGAUGCAGAUGACGGCUUCCGCAAAGCCCAGAAACCCUGGGUCCGCAAACUAAAAGAGGUAGAGGCCAGUAAGAAGAGCUACCAGCAGGCCAGGAAGGAGGAGUGGACGGCGGUGACCAGAGAAACGCACGCCAAGGCUGACCCGACCAAGUCGCAGGAGGAAGUCCGCAAAUACUCGACCCGGGCGGAGCGCUGCAGCGAGGAGGCAGAUAAGGUGAAGGAGCGCUACACGAAGGCCCUGGAGGAGCUGAACCGCUGUAACCCUCGCUACAUGGAGGACAUGGAGCAGGUGUUCGACCUCACCCAGGAGGCCGAGCGCAGGAGGCUGCGCUUCUUUAAAGACGUUUUGCUGGACAUCCACAAACACCUCGACCUGUCCGCCAAAGAAGGGUUCAAAGCCUUGUACCGGGACCAGGGUCAGACCAUCCAGGCAGCCAAUGACACUGAAGAUCUCAGAUGGUGGAGGAACACCCAUGGACCGGGCAUGAGCAUGAACUGGCCACAGUUUGAGGAGUGGUCUCCGGAGGCGAGCCGCUCCAUUAGCAGGAAGGAGCGAGGUGGACACUCUGAGGACAACGUGGUCACCCUCACCAACAUCGUCUCCUCAGGUGGAGACGACGUCCCACCGAGUCCCAUCACCCUGGACACCGGCAGGGUGAAAGAUUAUUCAUCAGACUGGUCAGACGAGGAGAGUCCUAAGAAGGUGCUGGCGGUGAACGGCGUGGGGGAGGCGGAGGAUGAGGAGGAUCAGGUAGAGGGGGUGCGAGUCCGAGCGCUCUAUGAUUACACGGGCCAGGAGGCCGAUGAGCUCAGCUUUAAAGCAGGCUUUAGAACAUCUAGCCCCGUGACGGGAGACUUUGACCAAUCACAGGCGAGGAGCUGCUGAGGAUGGGGGAGGAGGACGAGCAGGGCUGGUGUAAAGGACAGCUGAGCAGCGGCCAGGUGGGCCUCUACCCCGCCAACUACGUCCAGGUCACUGCCUCCUGAUGGCCCGCCCCCUCUGGUCGCCCAGCCAAUUGUACAACUACACUCAAGAUGCCAGGACCAAUCAGAAGCUAUUAGUGCUGACACGUAGACGGUGAAAGCAGACAGUUUUUGGUUACUGACUGUAAAACUCCUCACUUGACUUUGUUUGUUUUUCUGUUGUUUGAGCUGCGUUUUCUGAAAAUCCGACACUUGUUGUGGCUUGCUGUUUCCUCAGCCCGAGGUCAACGACAUUGUUGUUUGAAAGAAGCUUUACAGGCAGAGAGAAGUCUCCAGAGAUCAACACCAACAGACACUGUAGAAAAACAUGGACGCAAGUUCUCUGACGGGAUGUUUUUAUCAAACUCUGGAUUAUUGGUUUUCUGCUCGCUGCCAUCAUUUUCAGUUACUAGAGUCAGAAAAAGAGAUUUAAUCAAAGAGGACAAAACCUGAGAGGAGCAGCAGUGAGAGCUACUGCCAUGACUGACUGUGAUUGGCUGAAACAUCUGUCAAUCAAACACACCCUGAAACUUAUGAAAGAAAUAGUUUGACAUUUUGUGGAAUAAGCUUAUUGACUCUUUUUAGCAGAGUUAGAUGAGAAGAUGGAUACCAAUCUCAUAUGUCAUAUAAGGCUAAAGCCACAGCCCGGUAACUUAGCUUAGCUUAGCAUAAAGGCUGGAAUUUUUACGGAAAGUCCCAUUAAUUCUUUUGCAAAUGUUCCGUGAGCACUUCUACGGCUCGGAUCGCCGUGAAACUCACAGUGGAGUCAGUAAAACGACACAACAACCAGCAGCAGAACAACUGCUUUAGGAAAUAUCUCAUUCUUUGAUUUAACAAGUCAAUUACAAGCUACAAGCAAGAAGCACUCUGAGGUUCAAACUGUGACUGCUAACAGUAACAACUCCAGUGUUGAGAAGGCUAGGCAGGUUUCGUUACCUUUGGUCAGAGCCAGGCUAGCUGUUUCCAGUCCUUAUGCUAAGCUAA
Messenger RNA from Sebastes umbrosus (honeycomb rockfish), 3477 nucleotides. It is a transcript of the gene pacsin3, whose product is annotated as protein kinase C and casein kinase substrate in neurons 3. The transcript has 12 exons. Gene Ontology annotation, cellular component: cytoplasm; endosome; plasma membrane. NCBI's taxonomy places the organism in Eukaryota, Metazoa, Chordata, Actinopteri, Perciformes, Sebastidae. The record is from RefSeq and is a predicted model, not a curated record. Gene Ontology annotation, molecular function: phospholipid binding; protein binding. Gene Ontology annotation, biological process: cytoskeleton organization; plasma membrane tubulation; regulation of endocytosis. The coding region runs from base 773 to 2416 and encodes 547 amino acids.